UCAUACGUUUGCGUGCACCUACAGUCUUAAAUAAGUCUUUGUGUUAUCAACACAAAGACUUUUUCUAGGAAAAUUCUAGGAAAUUAAACAAAAGGUUUUCCUUCAACUUGUUGUGAAAUCUAGGUUAAGUCGAGUAAAAUGGUCGCUCAGGAAUUUAUUGACCUAUUCAAUUCCAUAUCAUUAACACAACGUUUUACUGUUGAAGAUUUCGCUGAUCGACUCAAUUUAUUCACUGUUAUCCUUCUUCUAAUUACUUGUAUUGUUGUGUCAACAAAGCAGUAUUUAUUGAAUUCUAUAUCAUGUUAUAUACCUGUUAAACCGGCUGGAGAAAAUUUCAAUGACUAUCUUGCAGACUACUGUUGGGUGCAUGGAACAAUACCACUGGCUGACGAUGAAAAAAUGCCAACUACGGAUGCACAAUGGGAAGAGUAUGAUGCAACAAGAAGGAUAACUUAUUACCAAUGGGUUCCAUUUGUACUUGGCUUACAGUGUAUAUUCUUUUAUGUCCCACACAUUGCUUGGCAAGCUGCAUGCGCUUGUCGUGCAGGUGGUGAUAUGUUUUCACUAGUCAAAUCAGCAGCUGAGGCCGCUAUAAUGACUCGUGAUGACCGACAGAAAACUGUAGCUCGUGUAGCUGAAUUUGUUGAGGAUAUGAUUGGAACACAUAAGGAAUGUAGACGAGGUAAACGUGCUAAGUUAGCCAAACAGGCUGUGCGUAUUGGUGGAAUAUUUGUUGCAAGCAAACGACUUGGUACUCGUUUGAUAUUCUCUUAUUUGUGUGUAAAGAUUAUAACAAUCAUUAAUGCAGCAUUACAAAUAUUCUUGAUCCAACGAUUCCUGGGAUUUUAUUCGAAUGGUAGUGUGGGCAAACGUAGCCUUCAACUGGGUAAAUCAUUUGAUCCUAAAGCAGUAAGCACUAUAUCUUAUGCUGAAAAUGAAGAUGUCGAAGGUUACGGAUUCGGUCUAACUGUUGUCAAUCACAUACGUGCUGGACGUGACUGGCCGGAAACACUUUUGUUCCCACGUGUAGCAUAUUGUCGUGUUCCAGGAAUCCGUUUAGUCGGUGUGAAAAACUCCUACACUGCUCAGUGUGCUUUACCCAUAAAUAUGUUGAAUGAGAAAAUCUACAUCUUCUUCUGGUUUUGGAUUGUAUUCCUACUGAUUACAUGCAUUUUAAGCCUCAUAUUAUGGCUCAUACGACUGAUACUAGCUCCGAAGCGUAAAGAUUUCAUUAAACGCUAUCUUCGCUUGAAGGGGGUUACCUCUCCGAAGGGUGGUGAACUAAAACGAGGAGAUUUAGAUGAAUUUAUCGACAGUUAUCUACGCCCAGAUGGCGUAUUCAUAAUUCGUAUGUUGGCAAUCAAUGCAGGUGAAGUAAUCACAGCCGAGAUUGUCACCGAGCUUUAUCAUAAUUUCAUUGAUCAUUACAACCAGUCACAUCCACCUGAGAAGGAAGAUGAUCCGCUAACAAAAGAAAAAAUUGGAUUCAAUAAUCUUGUUUAAAUUGUUUUUAAACUCCUUAGUUCAAUUGCCUACUUUUCCCAUAUGAAAGAAAUAAUAUUUCAAAUUUUGGUUGAACACGAUAAACACACAUAAAAUUUCAAUGUUUGUAUUCAACAUUCCAAAUUGACUUUAUCAUAUAAUGUGGCAUAUUGAGCAAGUGUGAUUCCUAUUUUGAUUUUUCGGUAAAUAAUAGAUCAUGAUUAUCUUAUCUGGUUUGUCAAAGAAGCAACAAAUAACCGACUGUUCAGUGUUAGUACUUGUUCACUUAUCAUGUUAGGUGUUAUAUUAAGAAUUGUAUUUCUUCAUAAAUUGCGCUUUAUUGUUAAAUAGUCUACCAGUUUCUCCAAAAGUUUUGUCUCUCCUUAACAACUUCUGGGGAGUAAAUCUUUGCAGUGAUCACUUCAUAUUUGUCAAUAACUAGUUUGUUAUGCUUUAGGCAUCUUCGUAGAUUUGAAUUGUAUGUAACGCUAUUAUUGUUUACAUCUGGCAAGUAUUAUAAGCAAAUAAGGAUAGAGAAUCACAAGAUCAAAGUCGUUU
Molecule: messenger RNA, 2040 nt
Organism: Heterobilharzia americana
Lineage: Eukaryota; Metazoa; Platyhelminthes; Trematoda; Strigeidida; Schistosomatidae
Source: the annotation of a GenBank genome assembly